CGGAGGUUGUCUAACAGCCAAGAUGGCGGCGACAAUGUUGAGGUCGCUGACCAAGCUAGGACGUCCUUCAACAAAAUUAAUAAUAGGCAAUAAUGUGUUGAGUCCUGGCUGUACGGUCCUGCAGAACAGGCAGAAACAAUGGCAGCCAGACGUGGAGUGGAUGGAGCAUUAUGCUGGGGCUGUGAUGUACCCCACUGCUCUUAAUGAGAAAUGGAAACCACCUCCAUGGAAUGACAAAGAUCCUCCUGCAGAGAAGGAUGUUUCCAACUUGACCAUUAACUUCGGCCCUCAGCAUCCUGCAGCUCAUGGCGUGCUGCGUCUGGUGAUGGAGCUGAGCGGAGAGUCGGUCAAGAAGUGUGACCCCCACAUCGGCCUGCUUCAUCGCGGCACUGAAAAGUUAAUUGAGUACAAGACCUACCUGCAGGCUCUGCCCUACUUUGACCGUCUGGACUAUGUUUCCAUGAUGUGCAACGAGCAGGCGUACUCUCUGGCCGUGGAGAAGCUGCUUAACAUCCAGGCUCCACCCCGCGCACAGUGGAUCAGAGUUCUGUAUGGAGAGUUGACUCGCAUCCUGAACCACAUCAUGGCCGUCACCACACACGCCCUCGACAUCGGUGCCAUGACGCCCUUCUUUUGGAUGUUUGAGGAAAGAGAAAAGAUGUUUGAGUUUUAUGAGCGAGUGUCUGGAGCCAGGAUGCAUGCAGCAUACGUCAGGCCUGGUGGUGUUCAUCAGGAUAUGCCUCUUGGACUGAUGGAUGACAUCUAUGAGUGGUGCAAGAGUUUCUCUUUGCGAAUCGAUGAAGUUGAAGAGAUGCUGACCAACAAUCGUAUUUGGAAGAAUCGUACUGUGGACAUCGGGGUUGUCACGGCUGAGGAGGCCCUCAACUAUGGCUUCAGUGGAGUGAUGCUGCGAGGCUCAGGAAUUAAAUGGGAUCUGAGGAAGUCCCAACCCUAUGACAAGUAUGAUGAAGUGGAGUUUGACGUGCCAAUUGGAAGCAAAGGAGACUGCUAUGACAGGUAUCUGUGCAGAGUGGAGGAGAUGAGGCAGUCCCUGAGAAUCAUGCACCAGGCGCUCAACAAGAUACCGGAGGGGGAGAUAAAGGUGGAUGACGCCAAAGUGGCCCCACCAAAGAGGUCGGAGAUGAAGAAUUCCAUGGAGUCUCUGAUCCACCACUUCAAACUCUACACAGAGGGCUACCAGGUGCCCCCAGGGGCCACAUACACAGCUGUAGAGGCUCCUAAGGGGGAGUUUGGCGUUUACUUGGUUUCAGACGGCUCCAGCAGACCUUACCGCUGCAAGAUCAAAGCUCCUGGAUUUGCUCACUUGGCUGGUUUAGAUAAAAUGGCCCAGGGACACAUGUUGGCUGAUGUGGUGGCCAUUAUAGGUACACAGGAUAUCGUGUUUGGUGAGGUUGACCGUUAGCAUAGCGCUGCUGACAAUGAAGAGGCUUCUUUCUCUGUCACAUGUCGCGCUCUUCCUGUUUUCACUCUAGUUUUCAACAGAAGUCUCUGCUUUAUCAUCAUUAAUGUACAACGUCCUAAUAAAUAUUUUAUCUCUGAAA
Molecule: messenger RNA, 1562 nt
Organism: Melanotaenia boesemani (Boeseman's rainbowfish)
Lineage: Eukaryota; Metazoa; Chordata; Actinopteri; Atheriniformes; Melanotaeniidae
Gene: ndufs2
Product: NADH:ubiquinone oxidoreductase core subunit S2
Exons: 14
Coding region: 23-1423 (466 amino acids)
Biological process (GO): mitochondrial electron transport, NADH to ubiquinone
Molecular function (GO): NADH dehydrogenase (ubiquinone) activity; NAD binding; quinone binding
Source: RefSeq, a predicted model, not a curated record